This is a messenger RNA of Cuscuta campestris, 1343 nucleotides long. The record is from the annotation of a GenBank genome assembly. NCBI's taxonomy places the organism in Eukaryota, Viridiplantae, Streptophyta, Magnoliopsida, Solanales, Convolvulaceae.
GUUAAUUACUUCAUAGCCUUUAGGAGAUGAAAUAAAAAUCUCUUGUACUCCGGGUAUCACAUUUACACUUCCCAUCUCUUGUACGCGUCGUGUGGCUGUCUUCUAACAAUGGGAGUUCUUUGGGCAUUGUAUUUUCAACGCUCAUUAGCCGCUUUUCUCAUUAUUCUUGGCCUAUCAACGGUUAACUUAAAUACAGGGGCACAGACAAUUGGCGUUUGCUACGGUAGAAAUGGAGACAACUUACCGCCAGAAGCGGCGGCGAUCAACCUAGCCACCGCCGAGGGCAUAGCUGCCAUGCGAGUUUAUGACCCCGUCCCGCCGGUUCUGGACGCUCUCCGUGGAGCCGACAUCCAACUCGUCCUCGGAAUCCCCAACGCCGAUCUCCCAUCGCUCUCCGACCCUGCCGCCGCCAACGACUGGGUCAACACCGUCGUCCUAUGCAACUAUCCCGACGUCAAGUUCAAGUACAUCUCCGUCGGCAACGAGGUCCUGCCAACCACCGCGCCGGACGUGGCCAACUUCCUCCUCCCCGUCAUGCAGAACGUGUACAACGCAUUGGCCGCCGCCGGGCUACAGGACGCCAUCAAAGUCUCGACGGCGACGCUCCAGUCCGUCCUGAACAACACUUACCCGCCCUCCGCCAGCGUGUUCCGCGACGACCUCAAGAUGUUCCUCGUACCCAUUCUCCAGUUCCUGGCGGCGCGCAAUCUGCCGCUUCUCGCGAACGUCGCCGAGUUCCCGGGCAUCGACGUCGUGGUUUCCGAGACGGGUUGGCCGUCGGCUGGCGGCGAGGCGGCGGAGACUGAAAACGCGGUCGCUUAUUAUAGGAACAUCAUUGCUCAUGUGAAAGGGAACGCCGGAACGCCGUUCAAGCCGGGGAAACCCAUAGAGGCUUACUUGUUUGCUAUGUUUGAUGAAGAUCUUAAAACUGGGGCUGAGGUUGAAAAGCAUUGGGGCCUCUUUUACCCGGACCAAACUCCCAAGUAUCCGAUUAAUUUCUACAACUAGUUUUAGUUUCAUAGGAUUGUAUUCAAUCAGGAUUAUGAAAGAUUUCGAUAGAUUGUUUAAAAUGUGCAAAAUUUAUGGAUUAUUUUAAGUCUCAAUAAAUUAAAGAUAGGGGCUGUUUGUUUCAGCCUCUUAAUGGUUCAGAUGUCUGAAUGGUUCAGCACUUAAUGGUUCAGACUGUUUGUUUCAGCCUCUUAAUGGUUCAGAUGUCUGAAUGGUUAAGAGAUUUGCCUCUGAAUGGUUAAGUAUUAUACAGAGUCUGAAUGGUUAAGACCUCUUAUCUGAAUUGAUCAGACAUUUGCCUCUGAAUAGUUAAGCAAUAUACUAGCUCUUAAUGG